GUCACCCUUCGUGUACUGUGUAGUCAGCAGCAACCUCGUGGUGUUGUGGAAAUUUGUGUGUGAUAUUCUCCAGGUUAUGUUCAUAACAAGUAAAUACCUGAGUUGUUAGUGCUUGUUUUUGGCCUGACCGUUAAAAUCGCUACGUGUAUCUUCGUAAAAGAAACGGCUGAGUGUGUGACGUGCUGUCAGGAGCAGUUUGUCUACGAAGUAAUCUCCUCAUAUACUUCGUGGCUAACGAGAAAAGGCGGACAGUGAAAUUCAAAGGUUGUCCAUACUGUAAAACUGAAGCGAUGGACAGGGAGCCAACUAAGUGGAUAAAGAAAGAUGAAACUGAUGAAGUAGAAACUGAGUUACACUUCAUAGCCCAAGAUUAUCCAUGCAGCAUGAAUGUAAAAGAAGAGUUGGAGGAGAGUGUGAAUAAAGAGGCCCAAGAUUAUCCAUGCAGCAUGAAUGUAAAAGAAGAGUUGGAGGAGAGUGUGAAUAAAGAGUUUCUUGAAGACCCAUUAAAGGCUGGCGACCCUAGUGUUUGCGUAAAGCAAGACCCCGAACUGAAACACCGUGCUGCUGGAUCUGAGCAUAAUUCUGUUGAAGAUCCAUUGGGAAUAUCUUUGUCCACUGAUUUUAUCAAGGAGGAUUCUGAAUUAAAUAUAACUGAGAAUACUUUUCUUGAAGACCCAUUAAAGGCUGGCGACCCUAGUGUUUGCGUAAAGCAAGACCCCGAACUGAAACACCGUGCUGCUGGAUCUGAGCAUAAUUCUGUUGAAGAUCCAUUGGGAAUAUUUUUGUCCACUGAUUUUAUCAAGGAGGAUCCUGAAUUAAAUAUAACUGAGAAUACUGUGGAAACCUCAAUAAGAUGUGCAUCUGAUAGUGCAAGAUUUACUCAGACUACUGGUGGGAGUUGCAGCAUAUCAUGUGAAGAAACUUGUCACCAUAGACUGGUCCAGGAUGAGUUGGUGAUAGGCAUGGAGAAGUCAACACAUGGGUUCAGUACCAAUACAGAAGAUCUGACUAUUGAUAAGGAAUGCUCAGUUGCCACCCAGUAUGACUGUAGUACGAGCGGAAAGGAAUUGCAUGUAUAUAGCUGUAAUUUCUGCCAGCAGAGCUUUUCUUCAAAAUACAGACUCAUAAUGCAUGUGUUUAUGCACAUUGAUGGAACGCAACCACCUUUGUAUGUUUGUAAGUGGUGUGGUGAGGUAUUUCACAGUAAUGUUGGCUUGAAAAAGCAUAUGACAAUGAGUGAGAAUUGUCAAGUUUUAACUGCUGACAGUCAUGAAAAAUAUGCACAUAGUGAUGAGCAUCAAACCACUACCUCGUUGGAUAGCGAGGCAGAGGUUUCUGUCACAGAAUACAAUGACCAGUCUUCAUGUAAGGAAACUUGGAAAGAUUCAAAGAAGCCCUCUAAUGACAUAUGUAACACACACAUGACAAAUGAUAGAGAGAAAACAAGUAAUUAUGGAACUUUGUCUAUAGCUGUUAAUGUCAGUGCCCAGGCUGAUCUACUUACUGCAAACAGAACUCACAGAUGUGGUAUUUGUGGCAAAUUGUUUGCUAGGUCUGGUGAUCUCAACGGACAUGUUUCCAUUCAUACUGAGAAAAGACUUCACAAAUGUGAUAUUUGUGAGAAAUGGUUUGCCCAGUCACGUUAUCUAAAGGCUCACACAUUAAUUCACACUAGGAAGAAACCUUACAUGUGCGAGAUUUGUGGGAAAUCUUUUACUAUGAUAGGUAACUUCAAGAAACACACAUUGAUUCACACUGGAAAUAAACCUCACAAAUGUGAUAUUUGUGAGAGAUGGUUUGCCCAGUCACGUUAUCUAAAGGCUCACACAUUAAUUCACACUAGGAAGAAACCUUACAUGUGCGAGAGUUGUGGGAAAUCUUUUACUGUGUUAGGUGAUCUCAAGAAACACUCCUUAAUUCACACUGGAAAGAAACCUCACAAAUGUGAGAUUUGUGGGAAAUCUUUUACUAAGUUAAGUACUCUCAAACAACACACAUUAAUUCACACUGGAAAGAUACCUCACAAAUGUGAGAUUUGUGGGAAAUCUUUUGCUGCGUCAGGCUAUCUCAAGAAUCAUGUUUUAAUUCACACUGGAAAGGAACCUCACAAAUGUGAGAUUUGUGGGAAAUCUUUUGCUGCGUCAGGUUCUCUCAAGAGACAUUCAUUAAUUCACACUGGAAAUGAACCUCACAAAUGCGAGAUAUGUGGGAAAUCUUUUUCUAUAUUAGGCAAUCUUAACGAACACUUCUUAAUUCACACUGGAGAUAAGCCUCACCUAUGUGAGAUUUGUGGGAAAUCUUUUACUAUAUUAAGCAGUCUUAACAAACAUUUAUUAAUUCACACUGGAAACAAACCUCACCUAUGUGAGAUUUGUGGGAAAUCUUUUUGUUGGCCAUACGAUCUCAAGAACCAUGUAUUAAUUCACACUGGUAAGAAACCUCACAAAUGUGAGAUUUGUGGGAAAUCUUUUACUAUGUUGCGUAAUCUCAAGAAACAUUCAUUAAUUCACACUGGAAAGAAACCUCACAAGUGUGAGAUUUGUGGGAAAUCUUUUGCUGCGUCAGGCUCUCUCCAGAAACAUUCAUUAAGUCACACUGGAAAGAAACCGCACAAAUGUGUGAUUUGUGGGAAAUCUUUCACUAUGUCAAGCCAUCUCAAGAAACACGUAUUAAUUCACACUGGAAAGAUAACCUACAUGUGCGAGAUUUGUGGGAAAUCUUUUACUAUGUUAGGUGAUCUCAAGAAACAUGUAUUAAUUCACACUGGAAAGAAACCUCACAAAUGUGAGAUCUGUGGGGAAUCUUUUGCUACAUCAGGUGAUAUCAAGACACAUGCAUUUGAACACACUGGAAGUGGACCUCACAAAUGUGGUAUCUGUGACAAAAGUUUCACUUACUUGGAUACUCUCAAGACACAUGCAUUACUUCACAUCAGAAAGAAAAUGUAAGAAUGUGUUAGUUUACGCAAAUAGGUUUUCGUGGUUGGUGCCGUCAAGGCCUAUAAAAUAAUUUAUGUACCAGGGGACAAUAAAUUGUACAUUCGGCGAAAUAACUUUAAAAUCUGGUAGAAUUGUGAAAAAGCUUGUAAUGAUGGGUGCUAUAGAGUGCUAUCAGAUAAUGUGACAAAACAUUCAUAUCUGUAGCUUCAGAUGUCAAGAAAUGGUAUUACCAAAUACUCAAGAAACAUGAAUCAAAUGUGUUUUUGUCGUUAGCACUGCUGCUUUUUCCUAUUGAUCUUGCGACAUGAAGAUUGUGAAUUGUGAUAAAUCCUUACAUUUGUCAGUAAUCAUAAGUAUCUUGCAAUAUUCAGUAUAAGGCCAACGAAAUGUGAUGACUUGCUGCUUAAUAUUCCAAACAAAGUCAUCAUGUAGCACUUGUAACUGUAUUUUAGAAACAGUGACAGUAAAAAUAUAUUCAUGGCACUUGCUUCAUUGAGGCUAGUAAACUCAA
Molecule: messenger RNA, 3450 nt
Organism: Schistocerca americana (American grasshopper)
Lineage: Eukaryota; Metazoa; Arthropoda; Insecta; Orthoptera; Acrididae
Product: zinc finger protein 708-like
Exons: 11
Coding region: 291-2948 (885 amino acids)
Biological process (GO): regulation of transcription by RNA polymerase II
Cellular component (GO): nucleus
Molecular function (GO): DNA-binding transcription activator activity, RNA polymerase II-specific; RNA polymerase II cis-regulatory region sequence-specific DNA binding
Source: RefSeq, a predicted model, not a curated record